AUGAAUAACGCGGUUUUUGGAAAAACUAUGGAAAAUAUUCGCAAGAGGGUUAAUAUAAGGCUAUUAACAGAAUGGUCUGGACGGUAUGGUGAUGAGGCAUAUAUUAGUAAACCAGAAUUCAAAAACUGCGCCAUCUUCAACGAAAAUUUAGUUGCAGUAGAAUUACGUAAACUACAAGUAUAUCUGAACAAGCCUAUCUAUGUUGGUCAAGCUAUCCUUGAUCUUGCGAAGACAACGAUCUAUGAUUUUCAUUAUGGCUAUAUGAUUAGCGCUUUUGGUGAUAAUGGCUCUGUUCUCUAUACCGAUACAGAUAGUCUUAUUUACGAAAUUCGAAAUCAAGAUCCAUAUGAGAUUAUAAAACGGGAUUGUUACACCCAUUUUGAUACAUCCGACUACCCCAGCAACAAUAUUUAUAAUAUUCCUCUUGUAAAUAAAAAAGUAUUAGGUAUGAUGAAGGAUGAAAAUAAUGGUGUUCCAAUGACUGACUAUGUGGGCUUAGGUCUAAAUUGUACUCCACGAAGGUGA
Molecule: messenger RNA, 525 nt
Organism: Psylliodes chrysocephalus
Lineage: Eukaryota; Metazoa; Arthropoda; Insecta; Coleoptera; Chrysomelidae
Source: the annotation of a GenBank genome assembly